This is a messenger RNA of Branchiostoma floridae (Florida lancelet), 3774 nucleotides long. RefSeq names its product kelch repeat and BTB domain-containing protein 8-like. The transcript is spliced from 5 exons. Gene Ontology annotation, molecular function: protein binding. The record is from RefSeq and is a predicted model, not a curated record. Lineage: Eukaryota; Metazoa; Chordata; Leptocardii; Amphioxiformes; Branchiostomatidae. Bases 90 to 1922 code for a protein of 610 amino acids.
AAGGUCAAAGUUCGCAUGAAAACCUGAAAUCUUCCUAGCUGGUGGAGCGACGGUUUCUUCACUUUACUAGUCCCCAGGCAGUGUUAGAUAUGGACGUAACAAACCAUGCGCACUCUAACAGUGUUCUACGAGAGCUGAACGAACUGAGGGGUCGGGCGGAGCUGACUGACGUGGUUCUGGAGGUGGAAGGGAGAAGUUUCCCCUGCCAUCGCGCCGUCCUGGCAUCGUGCAGUCCCUACUUCCGUACCAUGUUCACCAGCGGAUACGCGGAGGCCAAACAGGAGAGGAUCAGCAUCCAGGAUGUGAGUGAGGUAGCAAUGGCAACCAUUCUGGACUACGCCUACACUGGCUGCCUUCGGACAGAGCCAGACCAGGUCCAGGCUGUGAUGUCUGCUGCCAGACUGCUGCAGUUGGAUUUUGUAGGUCGUAAGACAGCAGAGUACAUGAAGGACCGUCUGGACGUGUCCAACUGUGUGGAUGUGUUGAUGUAUGCUGACAUGCUGGCAGACUGUGGCCUAGUCAAGGCCAGUAAGAGGUACAUGGCAUCCAGGUUCGACCAGGUGGCUAUACAACCGUCCUUUGUCCAGUUACCCCUGAACCACCUCCAGUCAUUGCUUGACAGGGAUGAUCUAAUGACCAACUUAGAAGACAACGUUGUGCAAGCUGCUCUGAGAUGGGUUGACUUUAACCAAGAAGAUCGUUUGCAGCACCUGUCUACCCUUUGCAAGUCAUUACGUCAGUCCCUUAUUAGUUCAAAACUAUGUGCUGAAAUUGAGAGUAAGUUGCUGUCAAUAGACAGCACGUUAGUUUACAGUGACAGCACAACCCAGCGGCUGGGACAGGUGCGAACUGAACUACAAAUUUUCCUAAGACAAGCUAUAUCGAAAGAUGAUUCUGCUCCUUGCUAUGACCCUUCCACAGGCCGACUAUAUGCAAUGAAUAUGCCUGAGAACCUGGACAGCUUCUCUAGAUCUGUGACAGUAACUUGUGACGGUGAGCUGUACCUGGCAGGUGACAUUGUUACCAAGAGAGAAACUGGUAUGUAUGACAAACAGAAGAAAUUUUACCAGUACAACCACCUCCUGAACACCUGGGAACCAAGGCGUGGGAUGACUACACCCAGAGCCAGGUGUGGACUAGUGUAUUUGAAUGGGUACAUAUAUGCACUUGGUGGUGACGACACGAAGGAAACAGCAGAGAGGUAUGACCCUAGCAGUGAUGAGUGGACGUCCAUACCACCCAUCCCUCACCCUGUGUCCUCAGAGGUCUCUGGCAUGACUCUCAAUGACAGCAUCUAUGCUUUAAGUAAGGAAGGCUGCUACUGCUUCAAUACCACAGAGAACAAGUGGAGCAAGAUAGCAGACAUGCUUCAGAAAAUGCAUCCUCAGGCUGUCACCUAUCAGGGGUGUAUCUACUGUAUAGACUCCAACGAUGACUGUGGAAGCAAUUCAUCACGUUAUGUAGAGAUGUACAACCCUGAAACAGAUGAGUGGAAGAGGACAGGCCCUUUUUUCUUCGACACAGCAACCCUGAUGACGUAUGGAAAGACGCUGUACCUCCUUACCGUACACAAUGGCGAUGACGCAGACGAAAGAGAAGUGGACCGCACCACGCUUGUCAUUCGCCAGUACCAGCCAAAGACAGACUCUUGGCUGUUGCUAAGAGAAGGCAGGCCAGUUCCCCCCUUGGCACGGUGGUUGAAUUUGUCGUGUAGCACAGACUGCCUGACGGUAAGGAUGAUCCAAAGUUUUCUUGGGAAUACAAAGGCAUACAAGCGUGAUUAUCGUGGUGUAGGCCGGCGUCGUGACGGGUCAUACAGAGGCGGAAGCUCAGACUCCAGUGACAGUGAUGACCUAUCGGACCAAGAGGACAGUGAUGAGGACGAUUCUGAUGAAGACAGACAAAGUGGAACUGAUGAUUGAGACAUCUGAGAUGCUGGAACAUCAUGGAAGACGUUUCUUCUUCAACUGAUUGAGUCACACAGAAGUCAUGUAGAAGUUUUUGAAACACUUUGAUUGCUAUAAGAUAAAGAUCUACAAUAACAUGAUUCCAAAGUUGCUAAUAAAUACUGGCCAGUUGUGAAAUGUUUUCGACACUGAUUCCCCUAUAUGUGGAACGUCAUAAUUGAGAAGUUGGAAAAUACAAUUAGUUUAAAGCCUAGCAUUUCAGAUUGUAGAAGACUGAAACUAUAACCUUAUAAGUAAGGUCUCAUCAUUACAUGAAGCUGCAUUAAGCUUGAUGACGUAUUUGUGUAUUUUAUCAUUUUGUGUUUGGAAAUGUGACCUUAGCAUGAACUAAACAAGGAUGGCACACUGUUUUUUACAGAAGAAAAUGUAUACAAAUAUAGCAGACAUAUAGCAAGUAUUUGAAUGUGAAAAAUAAGACCACAGAGAAUUGAAAUACUCUCCUUAACCCCAUAGUAUAAGCCACAUAUGUACAUCUUACUUUCUGUUGCUUAAUUCAUACCAUUAAUUUGAUUUUUUCUUUAUUGCAACAUUCACCAUACAUACUAUGUGUUUACUUUACUCCAUUAUUCAUCAUUAAUUCAAACCAUUGAUUAUUACUUGAUUACAUGUAUUAUUACUGUAUUGUUAUGAUGAUGAUAAUUUGUUGAUGUUAUCUUAUUGCAUGUAGACACCGUAUGACUGACUGACUAACUGACUGAACGCAUGUAUUAAUUUACUUCAUAAUUCAUGAUCAUAAUUAAUGUUGUUUAGCUCAAUGGAGGAGGGCUUAAUAUAAGCCACGCGUGCUUCCCCCCCCUCCUCCUGCACUUUUUUUAUUCAUUGCAAUAUUGUAUUUUGUUUAAUGUAAUAUUUUUGUUGUGUUAAUCAAUAAGCAAGCAAACAAAACAAACAGACAGUCAAACCUGGCUGGUCAACCGUUUCCCGGAUCCCACCUUCGGUCAUGAGCCAUAUCAAGAAUGUUAAAAUAGGACAUAUCAAACCAACCUUAUCCACUUUUACAUGAUUAAGACCCUCUGUUAACUAACUUCUAACAUUUCUGCAUUUUCCAUGGGCCAUUCAAAUUUACGCCAAUUUUUAAUAGCAAAACAAAAUUGAUGACAAUUAUUCCAUACACUAUUAGUACAGUAAAUUCUCACUAGUUUAAUUCGUACUUAGGACAAUCUUAAAAGUUGUGCUAAGUACGAAUUAAACCAGUGAGAAUUUUGACACAGAAAAACUGGAAUAGUUUCUUAUGUUGUUUUAGGAAGAGAGAGCGUACCCAAAGGCCUGAUUUGACACAGGUCUGAUGGUGAAACAAUAAAAAAUUGAAAUUCACUCAUAUAACAAUAAGGAGUUUAUAAAGAAAAUGAGGUGUGUAUUGAACAAUUUUAUGUGUUUAUCCCAACUACCAAUUUGUCAACAACUCAACGUCAUUUACUAUUUUUCUCAGCACAUUGAUGAGACCAAGUUUGACUGUACUUUUAAGUUACUUGAUUAAUCAAUGGACUUUAAUUCUACAUUAAAUUACAUUGCUAAGAUAAACCUUUAGUUAUGUAAAUCCGCGUGGGACCGCGUGGCACAGCGGUAUUGUGUUCGGUCCGUGACCGAGAGGUUGCGGGUUCGAAUCCAGCUGCGUGUCACCAAUCUUGUGCCCUUGGGAAAGGCACUUUACAGGACUUUACUCACUUAACUCAGGUGAAAAUGAGUACCUAGUUCAAGAUCAAGUCAAAGUCAAGGGUGUGGGCUCGAAUUAAGUUCUAACGAGUUUAAACGUCUUGUGUAAAAUGAUUGCCAUCAUGAUAUCACUGUUGAAGUUUUCAAAAUGAAA